AAAAAAAAAAAAAAAAGCGAGAGAUCAGCUGAGUUUGAUGAAGCUUUUAGAGCCUAAACACUCCCGAAUUCCCGUGUGCUUAUUUUGGAUUUUUUAUUCCGCAUUCGCCGAGCUCAAAGUUCUACAGAUGCUGAAGUUUUAGGAACGGGACACGAGUCGAAAAAAACCCCAAAACAAAACAAUAACUCGCAUCAAACCCGGCUAACAAAGAGGUCCCAAUUCAACGCCAACAUUUUUCCUCCAUACUCCAUAGUUAUGAGUCAUGUGGCCGUCGAAAAUGCACACGGUCUAGAGCAGCAGCUCGCUGUCCUAGACUUGAACGCACCAGACGGGCAGGGCGGGGGCACAAGCAGGCGAUACAUUCCUCCACAUUUACGGAACAAAGAUCCUUCCAAAAAUGCAGGAAAUGCUUUUGUUCCACGUCAGGGAGCGUACCCCAUGGCUCCAGCCGCCAACUUUUUGCUCUGUCCUGUAGACGGAUGGGACGCCGCACGCAACAACUUCGUCAACGGUUUCCACGACACCCGGAUGGCGGGCGGCAACACGUUCAACCGCGGCCCACCUCGAAUGGAGCGCAACCGAGGAGGAGGCGGUUUCCGGGGCAACAGGGGCGGAGCCUUCAACCCCAUGAACCCCACGCAGCCGAUGGGCUUCGUCGCCUUCGAGAACAAAGACACAAGUGGCUGGAACACGGCCAAAGACGCCUACAGUAACUUCGGAAACAAUCGCGGCAAAUCGGCUUUUUUCAACGACAGAGGCAACGCCAACAGGGGGCGGUUUGACCACGGGGGGUUCAGCGCCGGAGGGAACAGCCGCUGGGUGGAGGAGCCGCGAGACGAGGGAGACUGGUCCAAACCGACGCCACGAAACGAGCGGCUGGAGCAUGAGCUGUUCUCCGGCUGUAACACGGGCAUCAACUUUGAGAAAUACGACGACAUUCCCGUAGAGGCGACCGGACAGAACUGCCCUCACCACAUCGAGAGCUUUCAGGAUGUGGACAUGGGGGAGAUCGUCAUGGGGAACAUCGGUCUGAGCCGCUACACUCGACCCACUCCCGUUCAGAAAUACGCCAUUCCCAUCAUCAAGGGCAAGAGGGACCUGAUGGCCUGCGCUCAGACUGGAUCUGGGAAAACGGCGGCCUUCCUCCUGCCCAUUCUCAGUCAGAUUUACGCCGAGGGACCAGGGGAAGCUCUGAACGCCGCCAAGGCUUCGGGACAAGAGAAUGGGAAGUUUGGCCGUCGUAAACAGUAUCCGAUCUCUCUGGUUCUGGCGCCAACUCGAGAACUGGCUCUGCAGAUCUACGACGAGGCCAGAAAGUUCGCGUACCGCUCCCGCGUGCGCCCCUGCGUGGUGUACGGCGGCGCGGACAUCGGCGGGCAGAUCAGGGACCUGGAGCGAGGCUGCCAUCUGCUGGUGGCCACCCCGGGACGCCUGGUGGACAUGAUGGAGCGGGGCAAGAUCGGGCUGGACUACUGCAAUUACCUGGUUCUGGACGAGGCCGACCGGAUGCUGGACAUGGGGUUCGAGCCUCAGAUCAGACGGAUCGUGGAGCAGGACACGAUGCCGCCCAAAGGAAUCAGACAGACCAUGAUGUUCAGCGCCACCUUCCCCAAAGAAAUCCAGAUCCUGGCCCGGGACUUCCUGGAGGAGUACAUUUUCUUGGCGGUCGGUCGCGUCGGCUCCACUUCGGAAAACAUCACCCAGAAAGUGGUUUGGGUCGAGGAGAGCGACAAAAGAUCCUUCCUCCUGGAUCUGCUCAGCGCCACAGGUAAAGACUCUCUGACGCUGGUGUUCGUGGAGACGAAGAAGGGCGCGGACGCUCUGGAGGACUUCCUGUACCGCGAGGGAUACGCCUGCACCAGUAUCCACGGCGACCGCUCCCAGAGAGACCGCGAGGAGGCCCUGAACCAGUUCAGGUCCGGCAAGUGCCCCAUCCUGGUCGCCACCGCUGUGGCCGCUCGAGGUCUGGACAUCUCUAAUGUGAAACACGUGAUCAACUUCGACCUCCCCAGUGACAUCGAAGAGUACGUCCACCGCAUCGGGCGCACAGGGAGAGUCGGGAAUCUCGGUUUGGCCACGUCCUUCUUCAACGACAAGAACGGAAACAUCACUAAAGACCUGCUGGACAUUCUGGUGGAGGCCAAACAGGAAGUGCCGUCGUGGCUGGAGAGUCUGGCCUACGAGCACCAACACAAGACCAACAACAGGGGGCGCAAGAGGUUUUCUGGAGGUUUCGGGGCUCGUGAUUAUCGUCAGACGGCGGCCGGAGCGAACGGCGGGGGUUCGGAGGUCGAGGAGGGCGGAAACCAGACGGGACACGGAGGAAACCGCGGAUUUGGAGGAGGCGGAUUUGGAAACUUCUACGCGGCCGACGGAUACGGAGGAAACUACUCCCACACCCAGGUCGACUGGUGGGGCAACUAGACCUGCCCCUGCCC
Boleophthalmus pectinirostris (great blue-spotted mudskipper) is the source of this 2438-nucleotide messenger RNA. Its product is annotated as ATP-dependent RNA helicase DDX3X-like. Gene Ontology annotation, molecular function: RNA binding; ATP binding; RNA helicase activity. The record is from RefSeq and is a predicted model, not a curated record. Lineage: Eukaryota; Metazoa; Chordata; Actinopteri; Gobiiformes; Gobiidae. Gene Ontology annotation, cellular component: P granule; nucleus. Gene Ontology annotation, biological process: gamete generation; cell differentiation.